AUGAUGCGUUUGUCCAAGCGCCGAGAUCUGCAGUAUUCCGCGCAGCCUGUGACCUACUUGCCUUUCUUCCCCUACUUGCUCAUGGCGCUCCACCGGCGCACUGGCAAGGCGGACUACUUGAAGUGCAUCGCCCGCACGGCAGCUGCUUUGGCGACGCAGCCGGCCUGGACCCGCAACGCUGGCUAUGACUUCGUCCUUCCCAUCGGUUAUGAGCGUCCAUGGGAGCGGCGAGGGCAGCCGGAAACUGCGAGCUUGGAGGCGGACCCAGACCCCUACAUCUUGCAGACCUACGACGCGCGGCUCGGGAACGCGCUGCUCCUCGUCACGCACAACCUAUUUUUCGGCGACCGCCAAAGCCUGCUGUCGCCCAACUACGGAGGCGCUGCUUAUCGCACGCUUAGGAAUCUCGUGGUGCCGCUGCCCUUCACUUUGAACUGCACCACCUGGCGGCAGAGCCUGGCCGAGCGAGAGAGGCCAUCGUCUGUGCCCUUCCUCGUCAGCUUCGCUGGGUCACAGAAUGGCGAGACCCGCCGCUUGCUCCACAACGGCGCGGAAACGCUGCGCAGCCGCCUCAGCGAUGCCGACAAGAAAAAGCUGGCCGUGAGGUUUGUGGUGGAGGAUGAGGCGCGCGCCCGUUUGAGCCAGGAUCCGUCCUCGGUGCUGGCGGGCUGGUUCGGAGAUUCGGUGCAGUCCUUUGACGACCUGCUCAAGAAGAGCCGGUUUUGCUUGGUGCUGCCGGGCGAUGUCUCCGACUUGGCCAUGCGCUUCUUCCACGCCUUGUCGGCCGGCUGCACGCCGGUGGUGGUGGGCGGCCCUAGCGCCACGGUGCCACUGCCCUUCGCUGAAUUCCUGGACUACUCGCGCUUCGCCAAGCUUGCGAGGGUGCGGAAUGUCCGCGAGGCUGAGGAGUUGCUGGCGAAGCUGCUGCAGGAGCCGCCGAUCGAAGCGUACGACGGCUUGUUCGACAGUAUCGGCGGCCUCUUUAUGAGGCACCAAGGCUGCGGCGUGGAGUCCGGGGAGCCGUUCCUGGAGCUCUUGGCCAAGUCCCUGGAGGCCAGGGCAAAGGUUUGGCCGCUGCUGCGCUGGUACAACUAG
Messenger RNA from Effrenium voratum, 1095 nucleotides. Lineage: Eukaryota; Dinophyceae; Suessiales; Symbiodiniaceae. The record is from the annotation of a GenBank genome assembly.